CCGAUCUGGACCAACACCCGACCAGGACCAAGACUGGAUCGCCGAGACGGCUCCGAUCGCAACCCGCCGUCGCCGCCGUGAUGAGACUUGCUGCAGAGCCUGCCUUUCUGGCCCUGAGGGUCAGCCAAACUCUGGCCCAACAGCCCCCUCGAUACAUGCGCUCCGUCGUCCGCAGGGCCCACGGCCACCAGAUCAUGGUGUUGUCAACCUCUUCCAGAGCGCUGGCCCAGCGCACCGAUUCGGCCGACCACAUCUCACAGGCCCUGAAGAAGGCCACCCCGCCGCGGUCAUCCAUGCAGCGGUAUUUUUCAGAGCCCUUCGAUAUCCUGUCGCAUGGCAUGACCUCUCUGGCUGGAGCCAUGUGGUCCGUCUCGGCGCUGUUCUUUGGAACCCUGGUUGGCCAAAAGCCCACCAGCCGUGUGGAUAUCCGCAACAUGCACAGGUUGAAGCAUGACAUUGUCCGCAUCCCGACGCCGCUCGUGUUCCUGGUGAUGCCUUGGUUCUGGCCAGUGCUGCCGUCGGCGCUCGGGCGAUUCACAGGGCUGUUCCCGUCGUCAUUCUAUACGGACUCUGCAUAUAUCGCCAAGCUCAAGCGCAGCCAUGAGCAUCGCAGCCACUUGGGUCCCAAGAUCGUGGCCGACUAUUCCAAAUUCGCCCAGAAGCUUGAGGCCACUGAUCCGUCCGACUUUCAUGUGCGAAAGUGGGGACAGAUGGUUGCCAAGAACAAGCCUUCGUACGGCGACUUUCUGGUGAUCUAUCCCAUGAUCAAGACCCACGGAAACUGCCUGAACCUGCCGCUGGGUCAGGCCGCCUCCAUGACCAGCUACCUCGGCAAGACGGUCCCAUACUACCUUCCUCGCCUGGCGGUGGCCAAGUGGGCCCACUGGAUCGUGACCGACGACACGCUGAUCCGUCGGGAAGGUGUCAAUCAAAUGAGCGACUUUGAGCUCUGUGAGGCCCUGGAGGAGCGAGGCUUUAUCGAACUGCACAACAAGAGCCGCGAGCAGCUCAUCGUGCUGAUGAACAAGCACCUUCAGUACAUGGAUCACGUCUUCCGAACUGUCCGCCAGGUUGCUGCAACCGAAGCCGCCCGUCUUGGAAAGGGCGCUCUGGCCCCAGAAGUCGAUGUCCAUGGCCUGACUGCGCUGGACUAUCCUGCCAUUGGCACCUUGCUGAUCCUGUCCCGAAGCUUCAUGAACAUCACCUCUGGCGAUCACAGAUAGAGUACUUGCAAAUGGAUCGGGCAGCUCUGCAUGGAUGGCCGCUGGCCACUCUCUCCGGAUCCUGAAUACAUAUGUCCACUCUCCCCACUGC
Molecule: messenger RNA, 1314 nt
Organism: Polychytrium aggregatum
Lineage: Eukaryota; Fungi; Chytridiomycota; Chytridiomycetes; Polychytriales
Exons: 7
Coding region: 81-1223 (380 amino acids)
Molecular function (GO): ribosome binding
Source: RefSeq, a predicted model, not a curated record